Messenger RNA from Photinus pyralis (common eastern firefly), 1826 nucleotides. Its product is annotated as zinc finger protein 260-like. The record is from RefSeq and is a predicted model, not a curated record. NCBI's taxonomy places the organism in Eukaryota, Metazoa, Arthropoda, Insecta, Coleoptera, Lampyridae. Gene Ontology annotation, cellular component: nucleus. Gene Ontology annotation, biological process: regulation of transcription by RNA polymerase II. Gene Ontology annotation, molecular function: DNA-binding transcription factor activity, RNA polymerase II-specific; RNA polymerase II transcription regulatory region sequence-specific DNA binding. The transcript has 2 exons. The coding region runs from base 143 to 1762 and encodes 539 amino acids.
AUGUCGCAUUUUAUGUUGUAGUUCUUCUGCUGACCAACCAAACCAACGCUAUUGAACUUGAGGGAUAAUAUAUUUUAACCUUUUUAGCUAUUUAACAAUAGAUGAGGCAAGUCAGUACAAAUAAAGGAUAGAGAAUGCAGACAUGGAAAACAUUAAAGCUGAACUACAGGAUGAACUUAUAAUAAAAGACGAAAUAGAUGAGGAUGUGGAAGUAAAAUACGAUGAGGAACUAAACGACUGCCUCACCCAAGAAGAGUUUAGCAUAAAUCAAGAGUAUGACUGUUACAAAAGUGCUACGUCUCGACUCAUCAAACACCUUCAACCGCCGGAUAACGUCACUUGGACAAAUGACGAAUGUAGUGAUUUUUCGUCAGCAAACACUUCACAAUUUAAAUGCUCGCACUGUAACUUCUUCACGCAGAGAAAAUCAAGUUUUACGAAUCAUCUCAAGUGGUGUGGUUUGCGAGAAUUUAGUUGUCAACAGUGUGACUUUAAGACGACAUUACGGGAGUCUUUGUACCGCCAUGUGAGAGUGUGCCGUGGUGUAGAGAAAUUCAGCUGUUGGCAGUGCAGCCCCAUGACAAAGACAAAAAGCAGUUUGAUCUCGCACAUGAACUGUUGUCAUGAUGUGGAUGACUGUGAUUGUGAACAGUGCAAUUUCACCACAAAAAAUAAAUCAAACUUAUACAAUCAUGUGGGACGAUGUCACGAUCUGGAAAAAUUGAGUUGUGAACAGUGUAGUUUCACCACAAAUUCUCAAAUGGACCUGCACAACCAUGUCAAGAGCUGUCAAAAUGUGGAAGAAUUCACUUGUGACCUGUGCACCUUUAUCACGAAAAGAAAAUCAAGCUUCACACUACAUCUGAAAGGAUGUCGCGGUGUUGAAGUGUUGAGUUGUGAACAAUGCAAUUUCAGCACAAAUUCUCAAAGGGACCUACACAAGCAUAUCAAGGAGAGUCACAAUGCGGAAGAAUUCGCCUGUGACCUGUGUACUUUUAUCACGAAAAGAAAAUCAAGCUUUACAGCACAUGUGAAAGGAUGUCGCGGUAUCAAAGAGUUUAGUUGUGGGCAGUGCAGUUAUACCACAAACUCAAAAUCACAUUUCACCAAGCACUUCAAUGGCUGUCACGGACAGCAAGAAUUUAAUUGUGAACAGUGCAAUUUCGUGACAAAAUGGAAAUUUAAAUUUAUCACGCACGUGAAAACCUGCAUCGGUCCCAAAGUUUUCAAUUGUGAACAGUGCUGUUUCACGACAUACUCUAAAAAAGACCUCCGCCAACAUGUUAAAGGGAAUCAUGACAGCGUGGAAGAAUUGUCCUGUGGGCUGUGCACUUUCGUAACUAAAAGAAAAUCAAGUUUCACCGCACAUGUGAAAGGAUGCAGUGGUGUUAAACAGUUGAGUUGUUAUCAGUGCAGAUUCACCACAACAAGAAAAGAAACUUUCACCAAGCACAUGCAAGGCUGUCACGGACUGCAAGAAUUCCAUUGUGGACAAUGUGACUUCGUGACGAAACGGAAAUCGAGUUUCGUCAAGCACGUGAACGAACGUUGCGGUGCGUCCGAUUUUAAGUGUAAACAGUGCAGCUUCACUACGAAGUUACAAAAGUCUUUACAGCACCAUAUGAAAGGGUGCACCGGUGUGGAGGAGUUUAGGUGUGAAGAUUGCGAUUUCACCACGAAAAGGAAAUCAAGUUUCACGUCACAUGUAAAAGGGUAUCAUAUGCGAAGGGAAUUUGGUUUAAAUAUAACAUCACAAGUGUAAUUAGUACUUAGGAUCUUUGUCGUUAAGUAAAAAGAACCAAUUCAAUUAAAAAUACAAAAAAUUA